UGCGAGGCGGCAGGUCCGCUCCGGGGGCUGCCGGGGGGUCGCGCGGCCGCGCCCCCGCUCCGCGAGCGUGUGAGGGAGCGAGGGAGGAGGAGGAAAAGCGAGAGGGAGAAAGCGAACGGGAGGGCGGGGUGGAGGCAGCUCCCGCGGCUGGGCGUGUGCCCGGCCCCCGGUGCUGCGUGACCGCGCGGGAGGAGCAGGAGGAGGAGUGUGGGUGCGGGGAAUUUCCUUGUGUGGCGGCUGAGGAACAACACCGCUCCAGACAGCGGGGCUAAGAGGAGGGCGCUGCCGCCGGUUGCCGAGCGAUGUGAGGGGGAGCCCCCCCAACGCCCUCCCCUCCCUGCCCCUGGAGCCGCCUGCUUUCCCCCUCCCUCCCCUCGCUCAUCCCCGCCCCGCCAUGCCGGACCAGAUCUCCGUGUCGGAAUUCGUGUCCGAGACCAAUGAGGAUUACAAGUCACCCACCGCCUCCAACUUCACCACCCGGAUGGCCCAGUGCAGGAACACGGUGGCGGCCAUCGAGGAGGCUCUGGAUGUUGACCGAACUGUUCUCUAUAAAAUGAAGAAAUCUGUCAAAGCCAUAAACUUAUCUGGUCUGGCUCAUGUGGAAAAUGAAGAACAGUAUACACAAGCACUGGAGAAGUUUGGUGGCAACUGUGUUUGCAGGGAUGACCCAGAUUUGGGAACAGCGUUUUUAAAAUUUUCUGUGUUUACAAAGGAAUUAACUGCACUCUUCAAAAAUUUGAUUCAGAAUAUGAACAACAUAAUCACUUUUCCAUUGGACAGUUUGCUGAAGGGAGACCUGAAGGGAGUGAAAGGGGACCUGAAAAAACCCUUUGAUAAAGCUUGGAAGGACUAUGAAACAAAAGUUACAAAAAUAGAGAAGGAAAAAAAAGAGCAUGCUAAGCUUCAUGGGAUGAUUCGUACAGAAAUAAGUGGAGCUGAAAUUGCAGAAGAGAUGGAGAAAGAAAGAAGGUUCUUCCAGUUACAGAUGUGUGAGUACCUGCUGAAAGUCAAUGAAAUCAAGAUUAAAAAAGGAGUGGACUUGCUUCAGAACUUGAUCAAGUAUUUUCAUGCUCAGUGCAAUUUCUUUCAGGAUGGGUUAAAAGCAGUUGAAAGUCUCAAACCUUCAAUUGAGACACUCUCGACAGAUCUUUAUACAAUUAAACAAGCACAAGAUGAAGAACGAAGACAAUUAACACAGCUCAGAGAUAUUUUAAAAUCAGCACUCCAAGUUGAUCAGAAAGAGGAUUCUCAACUUCGUCAGAGUACAGCUUACAGUUUACAUCAGCCUCAGGGAAACAAGGAGCAUGGCACUGAGCGGAGUGGCAGUCUGUACAAGAAAAGUGAUGGAAUCAGAAAAGUGUGGCAGAAAAGGAAGUGCUCAGUUAAAAAUGGUUUUCUUACAAUUUCCCAUGGUACAGCUAACCGACCUCCAGCAAAGCUCAAUCUGUUAACCUGCCAAGUGAAAACAAACCCAGAGGAGAAAAAGUGUUUUGACCUCAUAUCACAUGACAGAACAUACCACUUUCAAGCAGAGGAUGAACAGGAAUGUCAAAUAUGGACAUCUGUGCUACAAAACAGCAAAGAGGAAGCUUUAAAUAAUGCAUUCAAAGGAGAUGAUAACACAGGAGAAAAUAAUAUUGUCCAGGAACUGACAAAAGAAAUUAUAUCUGAAGUCCAGAGGAUGACUGGAAAUGAUGUUUGUUGUGACUGUGGAGCACAAGAUCCUACCUGGCUUUCAACAAAUUUGGGAAUUUUAACUUGCAUUGAAUGCUCAGGAAUCCAUAGAGAACUUGGUGUUCACUAUUCCAGAAUGCAGUCGCUUACAUUAGAUGUGCUGGGAACAUCUGAACUUCUGCUUGCAAAGAAUAUUGGGAAUGCUGGAUUUAAUGAGAUUAUGGAAUUCUGUCUUCCAGUUGAUGAGGUGGUCAAACCUAAUCCAAGCAGUGAUAUGAAUGCAAGAAAAGAUUACAUUACUGCCAAGUAUAUUGAGAGAAAAUAUGCAAGGAAGAAGCAUGCAGACAAUGCAGCUAAAUUGCAUGCUCUUUGUGAAGCAGUGAAAUCAAGGGACAUUCUUGGAUUAGUUCAAGUGUAUGCUGAUGGUGUGGAUCUCACAGAAAAAAUUCCACUGGCCAAUGGCCAUGAGCAAGAUGAAACAGCACUGCACCUUGCUGUUAGAUCAGUUGAUCGAACUUCCCUUCAUAUAGUUGACUUUUUAGUGCAGAACAGUGGCAAUCUAGAUAAACAAACCUGUAAAGGUAGCACAGCCCUGCAUUAUUGCUGUCUAACAGACAACGUUGAGUGCCUCAAACUGCUGCUGAGAGGGAAGGCUUCUAUUGAAAUAGCAAAUGAAGCAGGAGAGACACCACUUGAUAUAGCUAAACGUUUAAAACAUACUCACUGUGAAGAGUUGCUUACUCAAGCACUGUCUGGAAGAUUUAAUUCUCAUGUUCAUGUAGAAUAUGAAUGGCGGUUACUUCAUGAAGAUCUGGAUGAAAGUGAUGAUGAUGUGGAUGAAAAGCUACAGCAACCCAGUCCCAACCGAAGAGAGGACAGGCCUGUCAGCUUCUACCAGCUUGGAUCAAACCAACUUCAGCCUAAUGUAGCAUCCUUGGCAAGAGAUGCAGCAAACAUUGCUAAGGACAAGCAAAGAGGAUUUAUGCCAAGCAUAUUACAGAAUGAAACGUAUGGAGCAAUACUCAGUGGCAGUCCACCUCCCAUUCAACCUGCAGUACCUGUUACAAGUAGUGCACCUCCUCUACCUCCAAGGAAUAUUGGCAAAGUUCAGCCUUCAGUUCUUGGCAGUGGUAUUCAGACAAUUUCUUCAUCUAAUGCAAUGUGGAAGACAAAUUCUUUAGGAGUGGAAAGUAUAAGCAGGCAGAGGUCUUCAUCAGAUCCACCAGCUAUUCAUCCCCCUGUGCCGCCAUUGCGUGUAACAUCUACAAAUGUACUUUCUCCAGCACCACCACCUCCCGUGGCAAAGACAGCCAGCAUUAUCGAAGCUCUGAACCAGCAAUCGAAACAGCAGCCAGCUCCUCCACAAAACAAGCCAACCCCACCACCACUGCCCCCACAACCUCCUAGCAGAAUCUCUCAGAGAAAGCCUAUUCCUGGGACUGAGAAGUCAUCUGGCUUAACUAACAAAGGGCAGACCAGAGGACUUGGGUCUCUGCAACAACCUGCAGGAGAGUCAUCUUCUGUAUGUGAAAUUCCAGGAACACAGACUGGUUCUGCAGCAAAUACUUUGGCACAAAUCCAGCCACCAGCACCAAUGCCAAGGAAAUCACAAAUAUCAAAAACUAAACCCAAGAGAGUAAAAGCAAUUUACAACUGUGUAGCAGAUAACCCAGAUGAGCUGACUUUUGCAGAGGGAGAUAUUAUUGUAGUUGAUGGUGAAGAAGAUCAGGAGUGGUGGAUUGGUCAUAUUGAUGGAGAUCCCAGUCGGAAAGGAGCUUUCCCUGUAUCAUUUGUGCACUUUAUUGUUGACUAAAUUGCUACUGAUAAGUGGAGACAUUUCUCAUUUCCAGCAGUCACAGAAAUAAGUUUUGUUCUGUUUCAUUUCACCUACUUAUCCGCAGCCGCCUUGUCAGAGCACUGCCCAAGUCCUAGGUACUGUAGCUUACUUUUUUAUUGCCAUUGUUCUGGUUUGGGGACUUUUUAACUUUUUUCUACGUGAAAACUUCUCAUAAACAGUUUACACUUU
Molecule: messenger RNA, 3700 nt
Organism: Onychostruthus taczanowskii (white-rumped snowfinch)
Lineage: Eukaryota; Metazoa; Chordata; Aves; Passeriformes; Passeridae
Gene: ASAP2
Product: ArfGAP with SH3 domain, ankyrin repeat and PH domain 2
Exons: 28
Coding region: 395-3487 (1030 amino acids)
Biological process (GO): positive regulation of GTPase activity
Cellular component (GO): cytoplasm
Molecular function (GO): protein binding; GTPase activator activity
Source: RefSeq, a predicted model, not a curated record